AUGAAAGAGACAGCGUUCCUCUCCGCCAUCAGCUCAGCGGGUCUCGUUCACGCCAUCGCCCAGGGCUGCAGUCGAGGGACGCUCGAUCGAUGCUCGUGUGACGAUGUCAGCUUCAGUGCCGAGGCAAACAGGGAAGCGUGGAAAUGGGGAGGGUGCGGCGAUAACCUCAAGUACAGCCAAAGGUUCCUCAAAGAUUUCUUGAAGAACAGAUCUAGUGGAAGUAGGGAUCUAAGAAGUAAGAUGGAGAUGCAUAACAGCGACCUGGGAAUAAGGACUGUUAAAAAACGAGUCGACAAGGUCUGCAAAUGUCACGGCAUCUCAGGGGCAUGCACCACGCAGACAUGUUGGAAACAGCUUGGGCCUUUCCAUAGCAUCGGUGAUGAGCUUAAACAGAAAUAUGAACGAAGUGUUCAGGUCAUUCUUGCCAACCGCGCCGACGGUGAAAACCAGCUCGUCCGCAGACGACAGUCCCGUAAUGAGGAGAAACUCUAUCCCGAUUCGCCGACCUCGCCGGGGUCUGGUGAUCUCGUGUUCGAGAGAACGUCGCCGGAUUUUUGCACGCCGAGUAAAUAUUCAGUUGGGACUGGAGGGCGAACUUGUGAUAAGGUUAGGACUUGUAACAGCAUUUGUUGUGGACGAGGCUACAAUAUUCGGAGCGUUAUGGUGACACGCGCAUGCCAGUGCAGAUUCCAUUGGUGCUGUGACGUCAUUUGUCAGCGCUGCACGACACUCGAAGAGAUACACCUUUGUAGAGCAUAAGACACUAGAUGUGACAUAGAGGUCAAUAAGAUACAUCUCUGUGAGAUGUGAUGAACCUUGAAAUGACAAUAGAAACGCAGUGAGAGUUCAACUAGACAGUGCAUGGGAAUAUCGGGGAACAAGUGGAAAAAUCAUUAAAUGAUUUAAGUUCAUGAUGUUUUUCAGACGGAGGACUUAUGAAGCUAUUCUUGAAAUAAAAAUAACUUAAAGCGACAGAAUUCGUCAACAUAUAACAUUAAGUUGGAUUGUUACUUAUCAUUGUCUUCGACACUAUGAACUCUCGCAGGAUUUCAUCAUUAUUUUCAUGAUGACUUCGUAUUAUCCUAACUAUAUAAAAUGAUUGGUGUUGGUCCUACUUUCCAACAGUAGACCAGAGCUUCCGAAAUUGUAUAAUGUGACAUCUAGCUUAACCCCUUUUCGGUUCUGAGAAAUGUACAAUGAUUUCUAUUGUCUUCCAGUCUGUAAAUUCAACUUCCAUCAAACAAUUCUAUGAUUCUACCACUUGUAAAACUAUAUGAGAAGUAUGCAAAUGAGAAAUGAGAAGAGAGUCAAUGCAAAUGUUUAUAAUAGCCAACAAGACUUAAAAAUGCAUUAACUGAAUUGAUAGUGAGGACGCUCUCUAUGCCCUCAGAGCCAUACUUUUGACGUAAACAGCGCCAUCAGACGUAACUGGCCUUGGUUUCCUUUAAAGGUCAAGUCCACCCCAGAGAAAUAAUGACUUGAAUAAAUAGAGAAAAUCAAACUAGCAAAACGCUGGCAAUUUCAUCAAAAUUGGAUGUAAAAUAAGAAAGUUAUGACACUUUAAAUUUUCGCUUAUUUUUCACAAAACAGUGAUAUGCACAACUCAAAUGAGAAAGUCGAUGAUGUCCCUCACUCACUACUAGUAUUUCUUUUGUUUUUUUAUUGUUUGAAUUAUACAAUAUUUCAUCUUUUAUAGAUUUGACAAUAAGGACCAACUUGACUGAAUCAUAUAGUAUAGGUUUUCCUGCCCAUUUUCAUCAAAGUUGCAUUUAAAUUAAUGAAAGGACGUUCAAAUUCGAAAUAUUUCGUCCACCCUCUGCACACAUGGUUCAUUUUCAUUUAUUCAGCAUUCAACUCCGUUCUAUAUCAUUCCUUUGAAUUUUGUAGAAAUUCGUUCAAAUUAAUGGUCCAAAUGUGUCAUUUAAUUUCGCGACGACGAACUGAUCGUUUAAUUUCGCCUAAAAUACCAUUUUCAAUUUCAUUUAUCGGCACACAUAUUUGCACUUUAAACGUCCAAAUUCAGAUUACAUGUUUCUGUGUUCAUUUUUUUAUUACGUAAUACAAUAUUUUGUUCAAACUUUACACAUCUUCCUAUUUUUUCUGAUCUUUUCAGUUAGUUCCAUUAUGUUUGAUAAAGACGUAACACUUAUGUAACACUUACAGGAUAUGGUUGUAAACGUUUAUUCUUUUAGUGAUUGAUGAGUCGGUGUAGGGGCGGAUCCAAGAUUUCACAAAAGGGGGGGCACAUUUUUCUCAAGGAAUUUGACGAGCCAAAAAACAAAACAAUAAAAAGGUUUUUAACCAAAGAAUAAGGGUAUAUCGUUUACGAAAUAAAAUUAAUUGUGCCUCUCAAAAGUGAAUCCGCCAGUGAGUGGGUUGAUGACCUAUGCCAAUGGUAGGUAUUUUUUCUUUAUCAUCUUUUUAUUUUAUUUUAUGUUACAUAAUUGCAAUUUAUAUCGUUUUGGGGAAGGGAUAAGAAACAUGGUAUUGACCACAGUCUAUACAGUAGUUAUGAAAGUGGAACAAAAUUGAGUUGUUGUUCCGAUGAUGGUUUGUCAGAUGGAUGAUACAUUUCAGUAAAAUUGUAAACAUCCAAUUUAGAAGUAAAACCCAUUUCCAUAAUUAUUCAAAAGAAGUAAAAACACAAAACAACAACGAAAAACGCUGUCCAUAUCGUAUAAGUGAUUGCAUAUUAAUGAUUUUGAAUUCCUAAACGUUCGCAAGGAGGGUACCGGUGCGAAUUUGAAAACUCUUUUUCAGCUAUUUUAAUUUGAUCGUUCUUUAUACACGUUUAAAUGAGAUAACCAUGAAAUCGCGUGCAAAUAGAAUUAAACUGAAUGAAGUAUUUGGCUAUUUAAAUGCUGAUCUCAUAGGUCAUUCAAAUUAGUUGCAAAUUGAAUUAUUACAUCAUUAAAUCGGUUGAAAUUUUGACGAAAUUGGACGGGAAAACCUAUAUUAAACAAUGCUCAUUCUACAUGUUCAGGGAGGAAUUAAUCUUUGUUUCAUUUGACAAUGAGGAGAAAAAUAGAAUAUUCCCUAUUUCAUUUAAUGAAAUACAAAAGAAAUAGUGAGUGGAUGACGUCAUCAGUCUCCUCAUUUGCAUACCCACCAGGAUGUGCAUAACUGCUUUGUGAAAUUACGCAAAACCUUAAAAUGUCAUAACUUUCUUAUUUUACAUCCGAUUUUGAUUAAAUUUUCAGUGUUAUGCUUGUUUGAUUUUUUUCUUUUUAUUUAAAUCAACUGUUUCUUGGGGUGGACUUGUCCUUUAAAAUCAGAUCAAGCCUAUAUACGUUGUGUGUACACUCGCCCUUUUAAACCGCCAUAUGGAAAUAUGGAAGGAAUAGAGUUUAAUGUCACGUAACCUUCAGAAAGACUUCCUUUAAUCACGGUUUUAAUACAAUUACAAAGUGCCACAAAAAGGUAAAAACUAAACAAAAUUAUAUGAUAAUCGUUUUGGCAAUAAAGAUAUUCUGCCUAUUGUGUCUAUUCAUAAAUUAUUGCGAUUAUUCAAUUCAAUUCGUCGAUUUGGAAUUCAAAAGCAACUUUCCUUUAAAUUCCGAAGCUAUGACAAUAUCUGAAUACUUUUUUUGUUCCUUCCGAAUGAGAUGAAAGGGGACUUAACUCCGUCACUUCAAAUAUUGUUCGUCCUUUGAAUUAUAUACCAAAGAUCAUGAAUAGUUAUGUUAUUAUAGAUUCAUUUCGUCAGAGGUAAUAAAUUCACUUUCUUCUUUUUAGUCAAAUAAGGAAUAAAUAUUUAUCUAGAAAUGUAAUAAUUAAAGUAGUCAAAUACUGUAUCAAUUAAUUACAAUAUGGUUUUGAUAUCAUACCACGAUUAUUAGUUUUCAUAUUUUCCAUGAUCGUAAUAAUAUUUGAAUUUUAUGCUUAAGACCCUAAAACAAUUAUUAUGAAUUGAUUUCUUUUAUGAAUAAAAUCAAAUAUAUGUAUAUGAACAAUUUGUUAUACGUCAUCUAAUUAAAUUUGAAUUUUUGAGUCUGAAGUUAUGAUAAGUUAUGAAAUGUUUUUCAAUUGCUACUGAAAAUAUAUUAUGUAUUGAGUUAUGUUUCUUUAGGAAGCAAAUGUAAAUUGUAUUCUAUUGUGUAUGUACAUUGCGUACAUCUCAUGUAUUCAAUUCAUCGUUCAUCUUGCCGAAGAUGAAUAUGUUAUAUGAAUUAAUUAUUUUUGCAUGUGAAAUCACCUUUUUAUUGUAAAUAUAUUUAUGAUAAUUUGUUCAUAGCUUGUUAUACUUGUGACUGAAUGUACUUUUUUAAAGCUCAGAGCGCACACCACAUUGACAAUUGUUAAAGGUGUUGAAAUCUUUGAGAAACCAUAACAAAACGUCAUUAGUGAAUAUAACUCUUUUGAAAAAAAAUUUAAAAAAAAACCCAGUAAUUAAGUUGAUAUAUAUAGGUGCACAAUCAACAGAAACGGGUGGGUUAAAGUUUCAGAUAAUUCUACUUCGAUGUGAGAAACUGGUAAGUUAUUUUCAGAUGCAAAUUAACAAUGUGACUUUCAAUUCGAUUUUUUUUUCUCUACUUGUAUUUUAGUAUUUAAUAAAGUACAAUUUCUUAGAUAAUGAUGAUGCAAGUGAUAAUUGCCUCCCUUAUAAGGGUAAAAAGUAACAUAAUUUCAUUUUUUAAAUAAUCAUAGAGAGCCAGUAUUUGUUUUUAUUAAUGGCGUAUCUUAUGGGGGGCAGAAGUGCCACUCGGAGGAAGCACAAAGCAGC
Messenger RNA from Lytechinus pictus (painted urchin), 4723 nucleotides. RefSeq names its product protein Wnt-9a-like. The transcript has 2 exons. The record is from RefSeq and is a predicted model, not a curated record. Gene Ontology annotation, cellular component: extracellular region. NCBI's taxonomy places the organism in Eukaryota, Metazoa, Echinodermata, Echinoidea, Temnopleuroida, Toxopneustidae. The coding region runs from base 1 to 759 and encodes 252 amino acids. Gene Ontology annotation, molecular function: cytokine activity; frizzled binding. Gene Ontology annotation, biological process: multicellular organism development; cell fate commitment; neuron differentiation.